CUUUGAAUUUAACAUAUGGACAAAACCAGAUUGUGCUGGAACAGAAUUUGAGAACAGUAAUAGGACAUGGUUUUAUUUUGGAAUUAAAGGUGGAGCUCCAUUUGUUCUUGUGAAGCUUAACAUUGUGAAUCUGAACCGUCAGUCAAAGAUGUACAGUCAAGGGAUGGCACCAGUAUUUCGCACAGUGCCAGGUCGCAACCAUUGGGAUCGUGUCAAGGAGAAGCCCUCUUACACAGUUGAAGAUGAUGCGUUCAUCUUAAGUUUCAAGUACCGCACCCUGGAAAACAUCCGAGCCACAACUUUCUUUGCCUUCACAUAUCCAUAUUCAUACGUGGAACUACAGAAUUUGUUAAAUUCUGUUGAUGCACGCUUCAGAAGCUCUCCUGGUGAAUUUCAAGCACCAAAUUGCCUUGAUGAUGUCUACUAUCAUCGGGAAUGUGUGUGUUAUUCUUUGGAAGGGCGAUUGAUAGAUCUUAUUACUAUAUCAUCGUACCAUAAUAUGAGUUCCGAAAGAGAGACCAGACUCAGGCAUUUAUUUCCAAUGAGUGAUGUUCCAAGGCCAUUUCGCUUUUAUGGAAAGAAGGUUGUGUUUGUUAGUGCACGAGUACAUCCAGGUGAAACACCAUCCAGCUUUGUUCUGAAUGGCUUAUUGAAUCUUCUGUUAGCACGUGAUGACCCAUUGGCUAUUCUGCUGAGGAAAAUGUAUGUGUUCAAACUAAUUCCAAUGUUAAAUCCAGAUGGAGUCUCCCAGGGUCAUUACCGCACUGAUACACGAGGUGUCAAUUUGAAUCGUGUGUAUUUGAAUCCAGUGUUUGAACUACAUCCUUCAGUAUAUGCUGCACGUUCACUGAUACGAUAUUACCACCAUGGUAAAGAAAUAGAAGAGGAGUGUACAAUGGAUUCUGUGAUUCCAAAUGUGGAUUGUAAAAGUAAUUUGUUAUUAAGUGUAAGUGAAAUAGAGGAACUAAAAUAUGGUGGUGCUGUUACUGUGUCUUCUCUCGAGUCUUUGAGUUCUGAAAAACAAGAUGUUGUAAGGAACAACAAAGAAGAUUUACAACACCUAUCUGAUACAAACAGAAUUUCCAACAUAGAAAACCAAGUGUCAGGUCUUAGCUUAGAUGAAAAGCAAAACGAAUACCUGAAUUACUUUACACCAAACACUAAUAACAGUGCAGAUUUAUCACUGCAUAACAGUAUAAAUAUGGCGAUGGAAGAAAAAAAGGAUGUGAUUUCCAGAGUUCAUGAGGAUAGACUGAAUAUUGUAGGUAACAAUGAUGCUGUAUCCAAAUAUAGCAACAGAUCCAUUUCUGUUCUUGCCGAAGCCCUGCCUGAAAAAUCUUUGCUUAGAAAUAUACCAUCAGUUGUUGAAGUGUCUUCAAUUCCACUUUAUACAUGCCAGAUGGAUGAAAAAAUUACAGAUGAUUCAGUCUUUAAUAGUAUUGGUAAUUUUGGUGGUUGUUUAUCAGAUAGUGUUACCAGUAUUUGUGAGAAGGUAUCCAAUGAAGACCACAGUAUAGGACCGAGCUCUGAAGGAGCCAGUGCUGGCAGGAAUAGUAAACAGAACUGCAAACAUCUGAAGCUUGAAGCAGGAGACUUACUUAGUGUCAACUCCCAGCAAGUCGAUCCAAACCAUAAUAAGUCUCAGGAAGGACUGUCAGAUCUGGUUAAUUCCAAGGAAGUUACAACUACACCUGAAGAUAGUGGCCUGUUCCUGUAUGUAGAUUUACACGGACAUGCUUCAAAAAAGGGAAUUUUUAUGUAUGGCAAUUACUUUGAAGAUGUGGAGGACAGCAUAGAAUGCAUGUUGUUGCCCAAGAUCAUGUCGCUGAAUUCUCAGAAUUUCCACUUCACAGCAUGUAAUUUUACUGAGAGGAUUAUGUAUCUGAGAGACAGGCGUGAUGGGAUGAGCCGAGAAGGAUCAGGUCGCGUAGCAGUAUUGAAAACAACAGGACUUGUUCGUAGCUACACUCUGGAAUGUAAUUACAACACAGGAAGAUUGGUCAAUAUCUUGCCACCCUGUGUGAAGGAAAGCAAGAAUUCUCCUGCUGCAACAUUAAUGGUGCCACCAAAGUAUACACCACAAGUAUUUGAAGAGGUUGGUCGUGCUUUGGGAAUUUCAAUCUUAGAUUUGACAGGCUCAAACCCUUGGAGUCGGAUUCAACAUUCAGAGUUCCGCACAUUGUCAGGGAUCCGUGAUUGGUUGAGAAUUAAUUAUUUACCAGAGCAGAACUAUGUUCACAAGAUGCAAGUCCAAAGGCAAGUGAAACAUCAGACAUGUAAUGCACAGGUUGGUGGUAUGGCUGGAAUGUCUAUUGGGGUGCCUCCACGCUUCAUGCAUCCUUCAAGCAGUAAGAGUCGUCUAACAACCAACAAACCUGAUACAAACUGUGUGCGGACCCGACGUCUUGCUCCUAUUGUUACCAAGUCUUCUGAGUCUAAGACUGGUCCUAUCAAGGUUUCCAGCAGUUCACACAUUGGUGUUCUGUGUCAUGCAGAUCUAAAAUCUGUGAAUGGUACUAUUGAAAAUGUUGGUGAAGAUUCUGAACGAAAGGAGAACAUGUCCAGUUUUCAGACUGGUUCAUGUUCACAGUCAUCUUCCUGUGUAAAAGUUACCAAAGCUUUUACUGAACCUAAAGAGAACAUUGGACCUUGCUCUUCACAGAGUUAUUCAGGAACACCUAAGAAAUUAAAAAGUGCUCAGAGUUCUAGCAGUGGGGUGUUAAAACAAGUCCUGGUUGUUCAGAGCAAGUGUGCAACCAUAAGUUCCUUGGGAGGUGGUUCCAAAAUGGUGAAAGGUAGCAUCAACACAGGAAGGAUGGAGGGAAUCACAGCUCUAGGAAGUGUGGCAGUGGCAAAGAAAGGAAUUCAAGUUUCCUCACCUUCAAACAUUCGUAUUUCCAAGUUUCGAAGGUCAAGUAUAACAAGGCUAUCUGAAGGAGGAAGUCAAGAGGAACGUACCUUUUCAGAAGUGCGUUCAGCCAAGGGUAUAUCAGAAUGUAGAGGAAAGAAAGGGUCCAACCAAGUUGGUAUUAGAAACAUGAAUGCUAAGUCCUGUUCAUCAGUUAAUAAAACUGGAUGUGCAAAGGAUGAACAGAAGAUUAUAUCAGAUCAAACUGUUGUUAAACAAGGUCCAAAGCGUUUAAAAAUGUCUUCUUUUAAAACUGAAAAUACCUGUAGGAGUUUGCCUCUUUCAGAAGUUUCAUUUAAAAGUGAAGUUUUAAAAAACAAGGCAAAACGUAAAGACAUUUGCGUGACUAAGGUAAGUAAGGAAAAAAAGUUCAGUAACAAGUAUGAUGUAAAUAUGAAGUCAUUGAACUUGGUUGAUAAUGCUGAAUCUCCUAUUUUGAGCCAGAAAGUGGAUAUUCUCUGGGACUCAAAUCAGAAUGUAUCCUUAGAUUCAUCAUAUCAAAACUCUCCAAAGAUAAGGGGAAAACAUACAAGGAAGAAGCCAUUGCCACAAAAUAGUAAUGUUAAACCAGUAACACCUGUCACUAGAGCUCCCGUACCUAACUCUAAGUGUAUUGGCAGUGGCAGUAAAGUCAAGUAUAGUACAAAAUCUGAGAAACAGGGUAAGGGAUGGUUCCCACAUUUGUUACCUAUUAAGACACUGCAAAAGAGGAAAAAUACAGAUUCAGGCAGAAAAAAUGGCAAAGUCUCACUGAGAAGUCUUACAACAUCUAUUAGCAGAUUUCAAGCUCUGUCAAGUGAAUCAAACCAAUUUGUACAACUAGAAAAAAAGCGAAAGAAAUUAAAAUCAAAGUUUCUUUGACAGUGCCAGUCAUUGCUCAAGGAAGAAACAGCAUCCUGUGAUAUCCUACAAGUUUAUCAAUAUACCAUUUAAAAGAUGUAUAGUUUAAAGAUUAAAUUGUUUAAAUAAACUAUUAUGUUUAUAUUUAAUGUAUUUAUACAUUACUUAUAUAUGAGAAGAUUUUUAAUUGUAAUUUACAUUCAGUACAUGCAGGUUUUCUUCUAAAGAAAGAGAAGUCCCUUUGCUGUGAUUGUGUAUUAAGAUCCAGUUGCUUGUGUAAUUGCCAGUUAAUGGAUAUGUCUAAAAGGCUUAAAUCCUGAAUCUGAUUACUUGCAUACAUUUACACAUAUUCAUGUCUUGAAUAUACCUAACUUGUUUCAUUUGAAUUUUACUAUAUGUAGUAACAUGAUUAGUCAUUAUUUUUAAAGGGACAAAUUUGUGUAGUUGAUUCAGUCAGCUGUCUUACACAAUGAAAGUUCACAAAAUUGGUUAUAUAAAGCUUUAACAUUGCUUUUCACUUGAAAAGGAUCACAUAUUUUCACUUUUUGAUAAAUCUGAUGUUCAUACAUUCUCAAAAAUUGAUAUUGUUGUGGAUUACAUUCAAGAUCCUAAUGUUUUUAUCUGCAUUUAUGCUACAGUCUUUAUAAUGGCUAUUAUUAUUUAGGUAUAUGUUUAAACAGACUUGUAUUUAUUGUCAUACAGAAUUUAUGGAAAGAAAUAUAGCAGCAGCAUCAUAUGUACAGAAGCAUAGUGUUCAUCUGAUACAACACAAUUAUGGAAUUCUAAAAUCAUACACACACAUAGGCCUGUUGUGGCAGGAAGUAUCAGUUUGUAGUUAAAUAUAUACACUUAACCAUUGGUACUGUAAAUAUAUGUAAGUCUGAAUCAGUUUUUGUUCUGUAAACAUUAUUUUUUGGUAUGGAGUUAUAAUUAAAUAUCUUAGGUGAAAUCAAUAAAUUACUUUAUUUCUGAGUAAAAAUAUCAAGAAAAUUGUGGUCUUCUCAUUUUUAACAGUUAUAGUUACUGUAUACUGUGUAGAAUACUACAAAAUUGCUUUUAAAAUUCCAAAUAAAACAGGGAAUGUACCUCAUAAAUAGUAUUAAUACCUAAGCAGACUGAUAUUUAACAUAGUUGCUUGAAGAGCUAGUGGUUACAUUGAGUUAACCUUACAUUGGAAAACUUGUUCUGUUAAGUGUUUAUGUUAGUUUAAAAUUUUGUGGAUAUUUCAGAUUGUAGUUUUGUUUCAAAAUUGAAUUGAUGAUUGCAGAAACAAUGUAAGUGACUUUUUUCAAAAUCAAAUUACUUUAUUGAAUGUGUUCUAUGAAAGUAAUUACACAUUGCAGAAAUCAAGAGAAUUCUGUCAGCCUCUUAAAUUUUUAAAUUCAGGUAUUCAGGAUUUGAAAGAGAAACAACAAAAGUCAUUGACUAAUGCUGUUUGUGUUCUUUCUGUGAAUUGGCAGCUGUGACAGGCAGAACAAAUAAAUUAAAGUAUUUUAUUUUAAAGUUUGCUGUGAAAAUGAACAUUGUAAAAAAGAAAAUUUUUUGACCAGUGUAAGCCUGGUAGGGCUGCCUAGAGGUCAGCUUACCUCUGUUUGUAGAUCAAAUGUGUUGUCAGAGGAUGGUUCUUAAUUAACAUUAUAAAGCAGGAAUACAUAAAGAAGCUGAAAGAGUAAGCCACGUUUCUACUGAUUUCAUAGCUUAGGAUUCUUAUUAGAGUGGCUGACCCAAGAAAUUGGCUUAAUACAGAGAUGCAAAACUAAAUUUAUAAAAUUGUGGAUGAUUUUCUUUCCCUGUUUUUUUCUUACAUACUUCUUAUGUUAGAUUUGUUAUACCCAUUUUAAAGUUGAAUUUAAUUUAUUUUGCACAUAGCCUUAUUAUUUCUUUAUGUGCCUUUUUUGCAUUGCUUAAUGAGUUACUAUAAUAAUAUGCUAUACAUUAUUCCUUAUGUAAAUUAGGUGUGUAUUGCAGAAGUUAUGUAUAACUAAAAUAUAAAAUACAAAUGCACAAUUUUUUUCUAAUAGUAAUUAAUAAUAACAGUAUAUGCAAUAAGCCUGGUUUGAAAAGGGUUUUUAUGGAGCUUAAACAUUCAGUGAAACACUCCCUGCACUUUCUGAAUAUGGGUACUUCUUAUCAAUGCAAUUAGAAGUUCUGAUCACUUUUUUUUGUCUCCUGAAGAGUUUGUGAUUCUUGACUUAUGUUGUUUUUGAAAUCAUCGAUUCAGUAUGUUUUUAUGUAUUCAGUGUAGAAUGAAAUGAUAAUGAAUUGUUGUAUUUAUAAAAUAUAUUCCUUUGUGUAACAGUGUAUUUCAGACUGCAAUGUUAAAUACUUUGCAGUGAUCAGUGAGUGACAAUUAUUAAUGCCUGUUAUGCCAGUGUUGAAAGGUCACAUCUCUUGAUUACUGUAACUAAAAUUUAUGGACACAAGUUAGUGUCACCAUUAUUGCUAUUUAAGAGGUCAUUUGAUUUCAUUAGUGAGUUUGUUUUUAUUCUGGUAUUGGAAAGUGCUUGGCUUACUCCCAAGACUCUUAUUAAAAAUGUAUUACAGUAAAAACUCUAAAAGGUCUAUUUAAAAAUUGUAUAUAGAUAUACUUGCAAAUCAGUUAUUAUUGUCAUCAGAUGGUUGCCUUCUGCAGUUUUCACUGGCUCUGAUAAUGAAUUUUGUAAUAAGUUAUAUUAUUGAGAAGAAAGGAGAGGUUUCUUGUUAGUUAAAUGGUACAGUAAGUGGAUGUGUGGAGGAUAAGUAUGGGGUCAUGACUUCUACAUUUUAUCAUAUCUAGAAUAGCAUGAAAAUAUGAAAAUUCAGAUUUCCAUAACCUUGCCUUCCUGAUUAUGAGACAGGACACUCUUAGUACUAGUGGAUAAUUUACUUUUUAAUUCAAGUAGUAAUUUACAAGUAAGUUUGCUUUAUAUUGUUUUAUUUAAUAAUUAACCAAGCAUAAACAUUAUCUAGUUAAUAUAUAAUAUGUAAGUACAUUAAAAAAAUAAUGUACUUUUUUGAUACAAUAAUCUCUGCUUCGUCACAUUUAUUGAAGAACAAAUAUGUGCAGUUCAUGAUACCUUGGCCUGCAGGAACAAAUGCUUCAAGUUCUAAGGCUUAUAUGCUUGUCUAGAUUGAUAUUUAGGAGUUGGUUAUUAGGUACUCUGAGAUUAAGAAUAUUCUGAAACAAUGAUAUUAUAACUGAGUACUUGAAAGGUACUAAAAACUUCAGUAAUGCCUACUGUCAUUUGUGAAGCAAGUGUUUUAAAAUAAAGAUGGCUUUCUUCUGGGUUGUAUGCCAUGGUGUCGUAGAGUUUAUUAACGUUUCAGAGGUACUUGCUGCUUCCAUCAUUGGGGCCCAUUGGUUUAUUCUACCAGACUCCAUGUGUUACAGAAUUAUUUUCAUCAGCUUGUAGAAGCUAGCAUUUUAUGACUUACUGUUCUGUUCAGCCAUUUCCUGAACUACAGUAAUGGAAAUCAUAAGCAAGAGCCCAACUGAUGGACAAGUAAAAUGUGAAAUACCAUACAUCAUCUUGAUGUAUGAAUUAAUUUUAGAAAACUGUAUUAGUAUGAAUAUUAAUAUUACUCUAAUGUUUUUGUAAAUGUUCCCAGCUUGCUAGACAUACAAAGACUACUGAAAAUGAUUGUUGGCAUGUGAUGGGUUUAAAAUUGCACAACCAGUUCAGUAAUUUGAUAAAGUAUUAUUAAUACAUAGUUUGCAGAAAUUGAAGCUGCACAUAAAAGAAGCGUGUUCUUGUCCACUGGAACAACUCUAACACAAAAUUUUAUUUGUACAUGUCUGUGUGGUAUUGACAGGUUACAAAAUUAAAGUAGCUGGGGAAGAAGUCUGAGGAGUGUUAUCUUUGCAGUAAUGUUGAUAAAAAAAAGGUGUUAUGUAAUUGAUGUACUGCUGGAGUUUGGUAAAUCACGAAAUGUGAUAAUUUUUAUGGCACUUUGCACUGAUAACAAAUCUGAUUUAAGUUGUAAAAUUAAUAUAAACUUUCUCUUUAUUGUUGCAGAAGUAAAUUUUUGAAGGAGAACAUUAUAAAAAAAUGUUGGCAGUGAAUUCUGUAACUUGAAAUGAUGACAUUGUGAUUUUAUUAUCAAAAUAAUUUUCAACCUGGAGCAAUCUCUUUUCCAAAAAUUAUGACUCAUUGCUGUAGAAGCCAUUAUACAUAAUCAUGGGAACAGAACAUUUGAAACUUUUGAAUUCAAAGUACCAUGUCUUAAACCUAAAUGUUAUAUAUUAUUAAAUAUUUUGUAUUUUGUACUUGUAUACAAUAUUUAUAUCAUGAAUGUUGUGCUUUUAAAUUUGAUUCCAUAUUCAGUAGGCUGUAGAAUUUAGAAAUGGCACAGAAAUAAUUAUCAACUUGUUGUUGGGCUGUGCAUAGUAUUUAUAUGUCUGUAAUGAAACCCCAUACAAUUUGGUUGAAAUUAUUGCACUAUUAUGGGUUGUGGGAAUCUUGUAUGGCUAUGUUUGGCUAAUUUACCAAUGGAUAACAUGUUUGGAUGUAUGAAAUAGAACAUAAAUGUUACCGGGAAUAUUAAAUACCAUAUUUAUAGUAACAUUUUGAUAUACAAGAUUAAGACACAGGUUUUUUACCAACCAAAUACAGUUUUAGAGUACUGGGAUGGCAGAAGUCAGAGAGUUUUACUUCCACAGUGAUAAUUUUUAAGUGAAUUAGUGUCUCCAUCAUAAUUCACUUGCAGUAUAGGUUUAUUGUUAUAUAUUUUAUGGCUGCUGUAAGUAAAUUGAAUUUUAUCAUAUCUCCAGUUAUAACAUUGUGUCAUGUACAUGCUCACCACUUUUAGAAUUAUUAUACCAUCAUCAUCACUUCCACCAUUAUUAUUAUGUACCUUAGGGACAAGGUCUGUCUCUGGUACAUGGAAGUACAUACCCCAUAAAGUGGUGAAUAGAUGGGAUAAUAAUAAUAAUAAUAAAUAUUAUUAUUACUGUUAUUAAAAGAAAUGAACAUGUUCAUGACUUCCAUGGUUUCUUAGAAGAAAACAAUAUGUUUAUUGCUUAUUUCUUACCACCAUACUAUUCAUUGUUUCAAAGUACAUAUAUUAAACUAUGUGUACUGAUCGAUAUUGUAUAGAGUUAGUGUAUUCAAAUUGUUUUUGUGUGCACACAGUGUUAUUAGCAUUACCUGUAAAUUUGUAACUUUCAGAAAGAACCUUGGUGUUUUAACAUUUAUAUGUUUGUUGAACAUUGCUCUAUGGAUACAUCUUUAAGUAAUAAUAGUGAAACUGGACAACUGCUAUGAUAACAUGGUCAGCAUAACAUAUGUAUAGGCCUACUCAUUAUUUUAAUGUUCCUAUUGCUUGCUUCUUCAAGAAUAAUUGUUUGUGAUUUAUAAAAGUGUUCAUUGAAUAUAAAUCUUGGGAGCCAUCUUAAGAAAAUAGAAGAUGUACUUUAUAUCUCUGCUAUUGGAAUUAACAAAUUGGUGUUCCUUGUGAAUUCUGGGAAGGAAAUUUUAAAGAUUAUAACCUUUGAAACAUAAAUCCCAUUUUAUGUACCUCAUAGGACUUUAUCAAAGAUUUUGCGCAGGAAAUGGGGGAGAAAGUGGCUGGCAGAAUUGAAGUUCUGAACUAAAAAUAUGUUAUGAUAUAUUCAUUUAGUGAGGCAUCUUCACUGGUACAGUGGGUACCACAGCUGCUAUAUGAUGUCUUAUGAACAGCUUGUCUACCCAAGUUAUAGAAAAUUAAAAUAUUGCCUUAUAUGUGAAGUACAAUUUUGUAAUUGUUCAGCCUGUUGUAACUCUGGGCUUUUCCUUCCAUUGUGAUCACUUCUUCCAAAAUGUUACCACUUGUUUUUAUUCUUUGAAAGAAGUAAUUGUUAUGAUGUAACUGUUGAUUGAUAUUGAAAUCAAUAUUACAGUAUGAUCCUUUCAUGAGCUGGAUUAACAGAUCUUAAGAAUACUUGUUGAAUGCAAUAUAACAGUUACUUCUAUAUGAAACAAGUGUGUUUGAGAACAUGACUAACUUACACUACACAGUGCAAAGAUUUGUAUUUCAUUUAACUUACAUGUUUGGUAAAAUUAUAUUCCUAAAUGACAUGCCAUUUUCAUGUGUGAGAAUCAUGAAGUGACAGUUGAUGUUAUUUAUAUAACUUGUCAUUAUGUUUAAAAUAGGUGACAAACAUUCAAGUGUGGAUAACAUUCAAGCACAUUAAGAAGUUUAAAUAUGUAAUAAUCUGCAUUUGCUUUAUUGUGUUUAUUGUCAGCACCACAUGAUUAAGAUUUUCUGUAUCAGAAUGUUUUAAAUUUUCUGUGCAUACUGAACGCAUGUAUCCAUACCACAUUUUGCUGAUUUAGCUAUGAGGCUAUAUUAGUAAGAGGAUACAGUUGAUGAAAUUUAAAUUUACCAAUGGUUUCAUGGAUGGUCAUUGUUGAAUUCAAAGGACGGGAAGGAUAUUAGGAGUUGAACGCUGGAAACAGCAAAAGCUGCAACAGAAAUUUCAGUGAUUUACCGUGUGUGUUGUCAAUGUAUGAUCUUUCAUUGUUCAGAAAGUACGAGUGCAAACUAGAUACAAAAAUAGUGUUAAAGCUUGACUGUGUUGAAGCUUGACUUUGUUGUAGUGCACUUGAUAAAGGAAAGUGGACUCUGAAUAACCACCAGUACUGUGCAUAUUCUGUUAUUUAACACAAUUAUACUUUAGUUUAAUAUUUAUUGAAGUACAGUAUGAAUCUGUAAUUGAGAAACAUGUACUGGAAUAAGUUGCAGGCAAAGGAAUAGUUAAAAUUGUUAUUCAUUUAUGCUAUUUGGUUUUUAAGUGAUUUUGUAAAAAUUGACUGCAGGUGUAACAAAGUUUUAGUUAAGUUUUUAUUUAUGCGUUAUGUCUGUUACUUCCAAGCUAUCUCAUGUUCAUAAUUUACCAGCCAUUAGAUAUUGUAAUUAUAUUUUAAUGUUACUUAAACAGAUUAUGAUAUAUUUACAUGUAAAUGUUGUGUUAAUGUACUGACAUUAUCUAAUUUUGUAUGUAUAUGCUGUACAUUCAGUAAUUCUGUGAUUAAAAGGCUUACUUUAAUAUAGAAAACAAGAAGAAAAACA
Molecule: messenger RNA, 10777 nt
Organism: Zootermopsis nevadensis
Lineage: Eukaryota; Metazoa; Arthropoda; Insecta; Blattodea; Termopsidae
Biological process (GO): proteolysis
Molecular function (GO): zinc ion binding; metallocarboxypeptidase activity
Source: RefSeq, a predicted model, not a curated record